CAUGCGUUACUGGAUGCGUGAGAGGCCGGGCAUGAAGUGAAACCCCGUCCAAUGAUUAUGCAGGGGAGAGGUGAUAAUGACUUCCUAUCAAGAGUUAACGGCCGAAGGGGAGAGUAGCCCUCUGUUCACGGGCUGCUGCCGAGCAAAAGAGGUCAUAAACGGGGACCUAGACUGCGGGACUCAUCCUGAACUCCACAGUCGUGAUGAGGAGGGGAAACUGGAGGCUGAAGUUGCCUCAGGAUUUAAUACUCCGCAACCCCGGUAUUUAACUCUCUCCAACAGUUUGACUCUGUGCACCUCUUUGGACAGCCCUCCUCCUCCACCACCGUGUGAGACUCUCGAGGGCUUCUCGACACCGGCCUGCCCACACUCGUCCCGUGUCCCCUGGCGGCGCAGGGCGCAGAGGCAGGGCUCCCCAGGACUCGGAUACUGCGCAUCAAAUAACAACGAACCGCUACAAUCCGCUUUUGGGUCGCUUGCAGAGCAAAUUCAAAUAUAUUCUCAUAAUGGCCCCGAGAUUAACGUCGCCGUGGGAAGUUCGGCCAGCGCGGACUGUAAAGCCGCUGAUGUGGAAGUAAACAGUAAAACUUUCGAGUGGAUGAGAGUGAAGAGGAGUCAGCACCGGGCGGCCAGGGUGCACAUGACCUGUGGGUUCUGUAUUGUUGGCUCAGGCCUUGGUGCUGUGGAGGCUGGAAGCAGCAGCAUCUGCACGGAUGGCCAUCCCACGAUGAACGGGCCCCCGAGGACCAUCUUCAGCACCAAGCAGCUGACCGAGCUGGAGAAAGAGUUCCACUUCAACAAGUACCUGACGCGGGCAAGGCGGGUCGAGGUCGCCAGCGCCCUGCAGCUCAGCGAGACGCAGGUGAAAGUUUGGUUUCAGAACAGACGCAUGAAGCAGAAGAAAUUACAGCGAGACGGGCUGCUCUCCGACCCAGGGCCGGACACCUGCCGCUCUCCUGGACCGUCCUCGCCGAAACACAAGACCCUGAACUCCUGAUCCGCAGGAGCUGCAUCAUGGCGCCACACAGCGAGGGCGCCUGUGUGCAGAUGUUUUGAUUCCAGUUUGCAUCGGUUUCAAUCAGGCUUCACCUUUAUUUGCUUACCACGAUGGAUGCUUAUUGCAAGAAGCGCGAUGGCAAGCUUCUUCAUGCAAGAACGGGUCAAAACAAUUUGUCAUCCUCCCCGGCUUCUCGACUGGCGUUCUGAUUUGAAUAUUAAAAUUCAAGUCAUUCCAUUGCA
Molecule: messenger RNA, 1239 nt
Organism: Micropterus dolomieu (smallmouth bass)
Lineage: Eukaryota; Metazoa; Chordata; Actinopteri; Centrarchiformes; Centrarchidae
Gene: hoxc1a
Product: homeobox C1a
Exons: 2
Coding region: 77-997 (306 amino acids)
Biological process (GO): regulation of transcription by RNA polymerase II
Cellular component (GO): nucleus
Molecular function (GO): DNA-binding transcription factor activity, RNA polymerase II-specific; RNA polymerase II cis-regulatory region sequence-specific DNA binding
Source: RefSeq, a predicted model, not a curated record